This is a messenger RNA of Symbiodinium natans, 555 nucleotides long. The record is from the annotation of a GenBank genome assembly. Lineage: Eukaryota; Dinophyceae; Suessiales; Symbiodiniaceae.
AUGUCGGAUUUUGAUGUGCGAAAGAUCGCGGCGGCUAUCGACAAGCACGAGAACUUCAGGCCAGGAACCUUGCGAGUGAGUGCUUCGGUCCUGAACAGGGACCUCACCUUGCACUCCCUCCAGCAAGGCGGCCGCAAGAAGGUGGUGCAGCGCUACCGAAGGACCAGAGCCCUGGAGAAGGCCUUGAAAGACGUCAUCCACGAACAGCAAGACAUUUUCUUUCCUGUGAGGAGUGAGAUCUUCUCAGCGUACCGCAAGUUUUUCCUUGGAUUUCCGAGCAUCAAUGGCAGGGCGUGCUCGGUGCCGGCCUUGCAGCGGGAGCUGGAGGCCAUGGAAAAAGCCAAGAGGUACGAGUAUCAGAAGCAGCUUCUGGAGGACUUCCAGUCGCGCUUCCGAGAGUUCUCGAAGUUUCUGCGCCGCCGGAAGCGGGACGUGCAGCAGGUGCUUCAAAGAGAGUGGAUGCCCACGGACCUGCUCCGGGCUUUCGUGGUUUUCGACAUGUCCCUUGGAACGAACAGGGAGGGUUUUUUUGGAGGACUUUCAGCCUGCUUUUGA